Naegleria lovaniensis is the source of this 1893-nucleotide messenger RNA. RefSeq lists its product as uncharacterized. NCBI's taxonomy places the organism in Eukaryota, Heterolobosea, Eutetramitea, Acrasida, Naegleriidae. Gene Ontology annotation, cellular component: plasma membrane. The transcript has a single exon. Bases 1 to 1893 code for a protein of 630 amino acids. Gene Ontology annotation, molecular function: protein binding; guanyl-nucleotide exchange factor activity. Gene Ontology annotation, biological process: Ras protein signal transduction; positive regulation of GTPase activity. The record is from RefSeq and is a predicted model, not a curated record.
AUGCAACAAAAGGAUGAAAAGGAGAAACGUUUUAAACCCCUUAAUCAUUUCUUCUCACCGACGAGAGUGAAUACUUUCAGCAGUAAUACGCUUGAUAGAUCUGAAGACAUGAAAAAUACACGGACAGAGCAAGAACAACCUUUACUAAAUUUAAGAAAUUCCGGAAUGAUCAAGAAGAAAAUUCUUCUCCGAUUGUUUGAGAAAUAUUUACGGGAACAUGAUUUGGAAAAAAGUGCAUCUGUAUUGGACCAGGAAAUGAAAAAGUUGGAUCUGGCUGCGAAGAGCAAUCAUAACCAUGAAAAAACCUCAAUACUGAACUGCAAAUUACGAAAAUAUUGUAGCAACAUCAACCAUGAGGUGUUAACAAGGUGGAUAAAUGAAUUGGAUGGCAGUACUUCAAUUGAUGAAAUGGCAAGAAUUGAAUUUCCUUAUUAUCUAACUCCAGAAACAGUCUUGAGUAAUAACAGUGAUGAAGAGGAAGAGAUUUUACAAGCUCUAAGUGAAUGGGAUGUAGAAAGUUUGCUUAGUGAAUGUCUAUCAACAAUGAAUCUGAAAGAGCUCAAUGGCUAUUCCUCAAUCCUAUCCUCAAAUCUUUUAGAAACUGACAUGGCCAUGCCUACACGUUUUGAAACAGUAAUGAAAUAUGUCGAUCAUAGUAUUUCCAGUAAGAGUGAAAAACCGCUGGAUAAACUAUGCUUAAUGUACCAGAGUCUAGGAAUAUCUUCUCUGGAAUUUCUAACGUGCAUUCAGUACUUGAUUGAAAAAACGCCAUCCUGUGAGCAACAGUCACCCAACAGUGAUCCAUUUGUAAAUAUUCACACCACUGCGGUGUUGCUGUUAAAAGUAUGGCUUUCGAAAUACUACCUAAAAUAUUCACAAUUUGAAACAGGUGGUUAUCAAAUUCACAAGAAGAUUAUUGGUGAAACUUUAAGGUUUCUCCAGACCUCUUCAUGCAAGGAGAAGGAAUCAAUAGUGGGAUGGAUCAUGAAUGGUAGUGUAAGUGAGUCCCACUCCACUACAUUACGCACACUGGAAAACAUGCUGAUGGAACCAAUAGUAACCGCUCGCCAGAAAAAGCAUUCAAAGCCACUUGUCACAAUUUUCGACAUUGGUGUGGAAUUAAUGAGUUUGCACUUGAGCUAUCUUUUUGGAAAAUUUUUCUUGACGAUUGAACCUCAAGAGUUAAUUGGUGCUAAUUGGACUAAGAGUCGACGAAAAUAUCUGUCUCCCAAUAUAUUGGACAAUAUUGACAUUUUCAAUCGUUAUUCCACGUGGUUUGCAAGUUUGGUCAUUCAAGAGCAAGAAAAAAGUAAGCGAGUACAAGUGUUGGAAUACUUGAUCAAGUUAGCGUCAUGCUGUUAUAGAGUUGGAAAUUUCUACGCAGUGUAUGUCAUUGCUUCUGCGUUGAGCAGUGGUCCUGUUGGCAGAUUGAAACAAACCUUUAAUGCUCUCUCUACAGAGUGCGAAAUUGAGUAUGAAAGAAUACGAACAGCCACCAGCACGGACAUGAACUCGGCAAACUACACCAAAGCAUUGAAAGAAGUAUUUACAAAGGCCUCAGAGAAUCCUUCUCAAUAUUGUUGCAUUCCGAAUUUAGGAAAGCAUUUGGGGGAAUUGACAUUGACAGAAGAGAGUGUACAGGAUGUUGACUACAAAGUCGAUGUCAUCUAUGAAUUGAUUUCUAGUAAGGUGUUAGAUCUACAGCGAGUAUUGCUUCAAUCCAUGAUGUUUUUGCAAUUGGAUUAUGAUGUAUUACUCUUUGUUCUUGAAGCCAGAGGUACCUUUUCCAACUCGGAUGAAAUGAUGAUCCUGAGCAAGCAAUACGAGAUCAAUACUCCCAUGCGCUCCAAAACAUUGAGCAAUUUGUCAAUCACGCCGAGCAGGCUUAAAUAA